This is a messenger RNA of Sclerotinia trifoliorum, 895 nucleotides long. Lineage: Eukaryota; Fungi; Ascomycota; Leotiomycetes; Helotiales; Sclerotiniaceae. The record is from the annotation of a GenBank genome assembly.
UAUAAUCCGGCAUGGUUUGGGUUACGCUAAGGGGAUUUAAUAACCAUUAACGCCAACUAGUCCUAGUCAUCCUCGUAGUCAGAAUUCGAAUUCACACAUAUUUUUAUUUUUAUGUAUACAUGCUGCAAAAAUCUGUUUCCUCCUUCCCAUCCAUACAACCACAAACAUUAACACACUCGAAUCCAAUUCAAUCUAAUACAAAAACCUUCAACAUGACUCGGACACGAUUUUCCAAACACAACCAUGUCCGCGUUAAGACGCAACAAAACCUAACCUUCCAAACCUCAAGAUCUCUCCGUCCAUCCCACAACCAAGGACGCGGUACCUCCCACCCAUCCACGCCUCGCACACCAACACUCCUCGACCCCUUCGAGAGCGACCAAACAGCCUGUCGUCUCCGCAGUAACCAACCACGCACCCCUCCCACUCCCGCUCCCACCCGCGCCCGCACCACCGUCCCAUCAACUCCUUAUAUCCCAGAAUAUACUGGUAUAAUAAACGUCACACUUGCUGAAUUCGCUCGCUCGCUGGCCAAUCUGCAUUAUGUUAAUAAAAAUCCACGAGGAUAAUAUCGCCCUGAUGUGCGAGUCUCUUUAUAAGUCGGAACCGAAACUUCUUCCUACCCCUUGGAAGGUUAAUAAUCUUCUCAGGGAUUUCAUUGAGAAUGAUGGGGAUUUUGGUUAUAGUAGGGAGGAGAAGGAGGAGGUGAUUGAGAAGUGGUUGGAUGAGGUGGAGGAGGUGGAUUUUGUUGAACGGAAGUAGUUGGAUGGGGGAUAUUGAUUGGGGAUGACUUUUUUUUGGAAGGGUGGAGUUCGCUAAUGGGAAUUGUGCAAUGGGUUUAUAUAGGGAGUUUUAUCUGGUGUGAAUUUUUGGGUGGGAGGAUGUAUUUGGUAAA